AUGACAUGUUACCAUAAGCUUACCAGAGCCAAGAUUGAAGCUGGUAGUUCAUUAACCAUAAUGACAGAUAUAGAACCGCCUGACCUUCUUGGAUUCUCUUCAACUCGAAUACAACGAGCUAAUCGUAUCAAUAAUGUAGAACAAUCUAGAUUACAAGGCCGAUUGCAACUACUGGAGAAGGAAAAGAUCCACAAAAUUCGCGUUACAAACCAAGAUAUUAGAUUGAUAUCAUUAACGUUGGAAUACAUACAAUCCAGUAGCGGUAGGAGUUCAGAAGGUCGAGGCCCAGAUGUUCCAAUUGAAAAGAAGAAAGUAGAUCAAGGUCCGUGUUUUCUCUAUGGUGAACGCAUCCUUAGUCGUAAAGUAAGACGAUUUCAACGGCCACAGUCUGCCUUUGACCACACUACAAGCCACGUCGAUAGUGAGACAUCAUCUGCAUCUUCAGUUCCAGUACGACCUCAAAGUAGCCCGACUAAGCGUAAACCUAUCAUAUCUUGGGCUGCUUCUAGUUGUAAUGCUGAAACAGCUAGUACAGUUUCAGAUGAUGAGUCUGAGCCAGAGUCAGUACGAUCAGCUUGGGAGGAUGAUACCUCUGAUGUUACCAAACGAAUCUUACAAAUUCAAGAAGGAAAAAUCGAAUAUAAAGUAGCUUUGCAUGACCGACAGAUAGGACAUUUACGUGGACAAAGAGAAAAGGGGAAGGCCAAAGUGAUUACAUUACAAGAAUCUUUAGAAAAAGAUUUUGCUCUUCAACUAGAUUCCAAAAAGACUUCGGGUUUAAGUAAAAAUGCCCAGUUAUCGGAAAUUUUGAACCAAAGACGCCCAACAUUAACUGCAUCAACAUGGGGACGACAUCUGUCUAAAGGUGGUCUUACGCCAAUGACGUAUGAUAUUCGUAGUCAAAACGUUCGAUCAGAAAAAUUAAAAUUGAACAAUAAACGUCAAUUGGCUAUUCAGAAGAAACUCAAUAUAUUUAGACGUAAAUAUCCGGCUUAA
Messenger RNA from Lottia gigantea (owl limpet), 996 nucleotides. RefSeq lists its product as hypothetical. The record is from RefSeq and is a predicted model, not a curated record. The transcript has 2 exons. Lineage: Eukaryota; Metazoa; Mollusca; Gastropoda; Lottiidae. The coding region runs from base 1 to 996 and encodes 331 amino acids.